Candoia aspera is the source of this 1041-nucleotide messenger RNA. Its product is annotated as E3 ubiquitin-protein ligase RNF170-like. Gene Ontology annotation, molecular function: ubiquitin protein ligase activity. The transcript has 5 exons. The coding region runs from base 1 to 651 and encodes 216 amino acids. Lineage: Eukaryota; Metazoa; Chordata; Lepidosauria; Squamata; Candoiidae. The record is from RefSeq and is a predicted model, not a curated record.
AUGACUCCUUUGGAAAAGAAUUGUGUUCCUUUGUCUUCCAGUAUUCACAUCAUAAGUUUACAGAAGUGGCAGCAACAUUACCACAGUGAUUUGAGCUGUCCUAUCUGUCUCCAAACUGCUAAUUUCCCUGUAGAAACCAACUGUGGACAUUUAUUUUGUGGUUACUGUCUGAUUGAAUACUGGAAGCAUGGGUCUUUGCUAAGAGCAAUCAGCUGCCCACUUUGCAGACAAAAAGUGGUUCUUCUGUACAACAUCUAUUCUGAAAACCAGUCUGACAAGCAAAGCAAGCAAACUUUCUGUGACAUCAGAGCUUACAACAAGUGCUUCUCGGGACAGCCCCAGUCUUUUAUAGAUCAUCUUCAUGAUGUGCCACUUCUUGUCCCUGUUAUCAUAAGAGGAAUCUUCACGCUAGCUGGCCUUGUGUGGAUCUUUUUCCUCAGAGUUGCCAUCUGUUCUUUUGGAACCAUCAUGUCCUUGACCUCUCCACUUGAAGUGAUGCCUGAACCUCUUUGUGGAAUCUUGCAGGCAGCUGAUAACUUAGCUGUUGUAAUCCUACUUUUGAUUAGCAUGAUAAACAUUUGCACUCAAAUGGAAUCAGAAGGUAUAAAUAUGACAACCUCUGGGGAACAAAACAUUACCUUGGAAUCAUAAUGGAUGGAAUCACUAUGUCUCUGUAAGGUUAAAACUAAUCAGGCUAUGAAACAUUUUCUCAAUCUCUGAAAGCAACAUAUAAUGGACUUAGUUUUAAAAAGUGAUUAAGGGUUGAUGUCUUGCGCUGAAGUGUAAGUGCAUGACAGAGAAUAUUUUGGCUGGAGGCUCUUUUGCUAAUAAUGGUCUAAAACCCAGUGAAGUCUCCAAGUCCUUAAACAGACAUUCUAUUUUAAAAUACAUUUUAGGCUAUCUUGUGGAAGACCCAAUAAUUGGUAAAUUCCUGAUUAGGACAUUGAUGAUGGUAGCUGGGAGCAGGCAUAGGAAUUAGGAAACAGAAGGUACUGAGAAAAUGAGGAGCUGGCAGAGAGGUUCACAAGCCAUGCAGAGGAG